CUCGCUGUCAUGGCGGGCCAUUGCCAUGGCAUUGUUUGUUCCAUUUAACGAACAUGUGCAAAUGUCGAAAUGGACGAAUCAAAAAUUCUGCUACAUAGCAUUAGCUGCCACAGUUGCUUACCCUUUUUCGACACAUAAGUAAGACUCAAUUUUCGGACUCAAAAACGCGAUUAAAUUCAAGCAACAUUUUCUGCGAAUUUAAAAAUUAGAAGACAAAAUUAAUUUGUUCGCAAUGUUAAGACUGCCGGGAAUGCCCCUUCUUCCAGGUGCGCAGUUUCAUGACUACACGAAACGGCGUCAUCCGCGCCAGCAAACACUGAUGCACUACCAGGGUAUACACAUGCUUUCGGACCGUCGCGAACCGGAACUCGUCGACCCAAUGGGCAUGGUGGUGGAUCCCAAAUGCCCUCCCGUUCCCUCGCAGUUAAAUACGUUGUGGGCGCCCCGGGCCGUCUAUAAGCAGCCCCCCUGGCUGACCUACGACAAGCAAGUGCUCUGUUUCAAUGCCUACUUUAAAGAACAUCUGACGGAAGUUUUUCAUGCCGCCUAUCAAGUGCGCAAAGUAAAAAUCUACUUCUAUUUAGAGGAUGGCACUAUGCAAGUGACUGAGCCCAAAGUAGAAAACUCAGGAAUACCUCAAGGGUGUCUGGUGCAUCGCCAGCAUAUUCCUAAACCAGCUCCAAAUCAGUACGAGUUUAUUAAUGUGUUCGACCUGAAUGUAGAUGCGGUUGUGCAGAUUUUUGAUCGGGUCUACCAUAUAACUGGAUGCGAUACAUUUACACGGCAGUUUCUAAACCGUGCUGGGAUUGUUGUGCCUGAAGCACUUCAGGAGCCCAAUGAUCCCACCACCGAGUUACGCAAACGUUCCGGCUUGAAGCAGCUUCCAAAUGCAGGAGCACUACCAAAAAAGCAUUCUUUCGCCCAGUUCCUAGAAUUUGAUCGACGCGUGCUUAAAUUUCUCGGUUACUGGAAUGAUAACUCGGAAUAUGGAGAUGUACGGCGGUUAGAAAUCUGUUAUUAUUUAGCGGACGACACGAUUGAUAUCAAGGAGAAAUAUCCGCCGAACUCAGGCCGCGAGGGACCCAAUACCUUCCUUAAGCGCGACAAGUUGCCAAAAGAGUAUUCGGGGACGCCACUACCGGGCCAGCAGACAUCCAUUACGCUUCUCAAUGUUCUCGGCUCUAAUAUGCGCGACGUGCGUUACAUUACCGACCCAUUGAACGCAGGCCAAAAUCAGACCUUCUAUACUGAUGAGGAUCUGAGAAUUGGCGCUGUGCUGAAUGUGUUUGGUCGAUCCGUCGUGCUUACCAGUUGCGAUCAUUUCACCCAACAAUACUAUAAGGAGAAGUACGGCAUUCAGGAAUUCACAGCCCAGCCAAUUCCAGUGCGGGACGAUAUCCGAAACAACACUCGAGACCGUCGCCUACCACCAUACAAUGGCUGGGGAACAUACGAAGAUUCUGAGGGGAACUGCCUUUCUGUGGAACCCAAAGCCCCGCAGGCAAACUUCCAAAAAUUGCUGAAGUAUGAUGGCUGCAUCCUGCGCUUUGAAGCCAAGCUUUUAUCGGCAGUGCGCGAGAACUGCAAACGUAGUUUUGUUAUCAACUACUAUCUGGCUGAUGACACUCUACAGAUUUACGAGCAGGCACGUCGUAAUUCGGGCUUUGUGGGUGGUGAGUUCUUGAAACGAGCACGAGUUCCAUUGCCAGGCCAGCCCAAGUUCAGCUCAAGCCGACCCGAGUACUACAAAGCUCAUGACUUUUAUAUUGGCGCUACCCAUAGUUUGAAGGAUCAUAUCUUCCAUAUUAUAUCGGCUGACGAGUUCACACUUCUUUUCAUGGAGCAGCAUCCAGACGAGUUUCCGGUGAGCAACAUAAAAACCAUCAUGGACAAGAUUAGGAAGGCAGUGCGACCACACUACAAAGAAUUCGUGUUGCGCUGUCAGCCCGACGGCAAUUUGGACGAAAAUACCAACAUUAGCUAUGAUACGCUGCGCAGCAUGCUCCUCUGCUAUAUUCCCAAAGAAUCUUUACUCAAUCACGAGAUUGUAACAGUAUGUCGCUACUUCUCGGCAGAGCAAGCGCCACCACAAACUCAUGAUCGCAACACUGUGCGUGCAGCGGCGCACCUGGAACUGAAGCGAUCUCUUUGGGAAGGUGAACAAGAGUUAUUAGAGCAUUUAAGUCACAUUAAUCCAACAUGUCGAGCAUACAUAAGCGAAUCGCAGGUGCGAUCGACGUUGCGCGGAUGUCGCUUGCCAUUCACGAUUGAGCUGAUCGAAGACAUCUUAAAGGUGCUGCAGAGGAAUGAAUUAGGAGAGAUUGAGGUUCGUGAUGUGUUGGGAUUUUUCAGCUUGCAUAGCGAAGACCAAGUUCCCGAUAUCGUACCCGUCAAUAUCGCCUUCGAGUUGUGCCCCAAGCUUCCAUUUCUACACAAGGGACGCUUGGUAAAUUUUAACGCAUUUCUGCACAAUCUUGGCUUGGAAGAGGAGUUGCAACGGGCUAAUAACUAGAUUCCGAUGUAAAAUAUUCAGUUAUAAAAAUUGCAAGUUGUAUGUACAAAAAAUUCGUGGCAAUACAUUUUAAGGAAUGCUGAA
Messenger RNA from Scaptodrosophila lebanonensis, 2596 nucleotides. It is a transcript of the gene Efhc1.2, whose product is annotated as EF-hand domain-containing family member C2. NCBI's taxonomy places the organism in Eukaryota, Metazoa, Arthropoda, Insecta, Diptera, Drosophilidae. Gene Ontology annotation, cellular component: microtubule. The record is from RefSeq and is a predicted model, not a curated record. The transcript is spliced from 5 exons. Gene Ontology annotation, biological process: regulation of neuron projection development. Bases 233 to 2512 code for a protein of 759 amino acids.